Messenger RNA from Brassica rapa (field mustard), 3495 nucleotides. Its product is annotated as VAN3-binding protein. NCBI's taxonomy places the organism in Eukaryota, Viridiplantae, Streptophyta, Magnoliopsida, Brassicales, Brassicaceae. The record is from RefSeq and is a predicted model, not a curated record.
GGAGCUGGAUGAGAAGAUGAGAGAUGUAUUCCAUAGCUUCCUAGAGGAGCGAGGUGUGAACGAGAGUCUCUUCCCGUUUCUUCAAGCGUUGCUUUAUGUUAAGGAUCAUCGCAAGUUCGCAAUUUGCUGCGGUGGUUCAAAUCAGUUGGCACUUAUCUUUUCAGUCUGUUGGAAAGUGAUAGUGAAGAAGACAUUCUUGAGGAAGGUGAUGAUGAUGAUGAUUUGGAGGAAGAGCAUGAGACGCAAGUUCAUCCAGAAGCAGAGCCUGAGGUGAAGUAAGGCGCCUGAAGUUCCUGCACCACCUAAGGAGGCAGAGAGGCAGCUUUCCAAGAAAGAGAGGAAACAGAAGGAACAAGCUGAGUUUGAGGCUUUGUCUAGUAGGUUUUUUGGAGUUGCACCCAACAAUGGUCAAGGAAACUGUCAAGAUAAGCAAGAAAAGAAAGAAGUCAAUGGAGAGGGAGAGAAAACAACCGGAGAAUCAAAGGCCUCGAAGAAGAAUAAACAGGAGGUAAAAAAUCUCAGGAUAAAGUAAAGAACAACUCAGUUGCUGCUGCUGCAGGUGAGCAGUAGGAGGCUUCUUCUUCAAUGUAUAUCAGUCUGGUGUAUGUAAAAUUUAUAUAUAUAUAUUCGAAAUCAUUUAAUUCUUAAGUGUAUCUUCUAAGUUGAAAAAUUUGUAUAUGUAUGUCUUAACCAAAGAGCCAUUAACAAUCUGAGAAACAUGAAUGAACUGUAUUAAGAGACUCGACCAGUAUUUUAUUUAUUUCCAUUCCCUCUCUCCAUCUCUUAUUCUUCAUUUUUUGACAUUUGCCUUUUAUUUAUAUAUAUAUAUAUAUAUUUAUUUAUUUAUUUGCUUUUUAUAAUACAUUGAAAUUUAUUUGCUUUUUAUAAUACAUAGAUAUGUAUUUGUUUCCACUCAUUCUUCCUAGAUAGAAACCACGAUGAUAAUGGAUUGGUAAUCAUAAGAGUUCGACUUCUUGGAUAUGAAUAAAAAUGAGUGGGAGGCAAAAAGGAGAAAGAAGAAGUUCCUUAAUAUCGGCUCACUUUGUCCAGCAUCAUCACAAAUGCCACACUCUAUGGCUCCACCAAUUUACCUUUAAUUCUUCUGCAGAUAUAUUUCUACUUUGCUUUACACUAAUAUAUGAUGUAACAUUAUCUCACUAUUUAUAAGUUAAAAGUUUAUUUUGGUUUUGUUUCCUAAUGAAAACGAAAGCAAUGAAUUCUUUUCUCACCAAACAUUCCAUUUAGGCAAUAAUUAGGCACAAAUGGCAAACCCAUCAUUUUGUUUUACUUAAAUUUAUACCCACAAAACCCAUUUGAGGAAUUCGAUAGAAACAAAAAAAAAUAUAAUAGUUAAUUAUUUUACUUGUGCCUCUAUUUCUAUUUCAUUUUCCUUGGUUGCUGUAUCUAUCGUCCAUUACUUAAUGGUUUCAUAGCUCGGUGUUUUCUAGGUGUUGAUGUUCAAGUCAGAUGAAAAGUGAAGAAUUUUUUUGGGAUAAAAUUCUCUUUCAAAGUUUUAUACUGUAAACAUGAAGAAUUUGUGAAGAUAUAGGGAGAGAUCAUGAAGCAUUAGAUGGUAUAUGAUUAAGGAGAAUUUGAAACAAUUCAAUUUAUGUUUCUUAGUCAUCGGUAUCUUUGCUGAGUGUUAAUGCUAUGCUGGUUAAGUUUUAACCCGUAAAUUUGAACUGUAAAAAAUCAGUAAAAAUGAAGGUAGCAUAGACUUAACCUAAAUAAAACUAAGGUAAAGCCAAAAAAUUUAAAGUUCCAAUUUAGUUGAAAACCUUUAUUCAUAUAUUUAUUCAAAUAUCCCUUGACAGAACUGUAUUUUAUAAUGUUUCUUUAUAAAUUACCUUUAAUUUUACUUACAAAAGGAGUUAUUACCUUUAUGUAGAAAUGCAAGAAAAUAGGAAAGAGGGAAUCAUUUAAUUAUAGCUAUAUAGUGCCAAAGUCACAUAGUGAUUCUUCUCCAAUCAAAUCUGAAAUCUCUGUCAACAAUGACAAGUUUGCACAAAACCCUCUUCACACAUAAUCCCACUACUUUAGACCAAUUGAUGAUGUGCCAUACGGGGAAAGAUAGCUCAUGGAAAAAACUAGAGAACAUAGAAGAAGAAGGUCCAGCAACGGUGGCGCUUGAAGUGAAGACGGCGUUACCACCGGAGACACCGACGGAGACGAUGGAGUUUCUAGGGAGAUCAUGGAGCAUUUCAGCCGUGGAACUCACAAAAGCUUUCUUCAACAAUUCGGCUGCCGACACUAACUCUUUUCUUCUCUCUACUAUUGUCAAUACCAAUAAAGAAGUUAGAGAAGAUGAAGAAGAUUCUACUUCCAUGGCUUCUUCUCGUGACCUUCUCCUGCCACACAUAGGAAACAAGACCAGUCCUCCAAUUUCUCCAAGAACCGGCAGAGAAAUGAAGCAUUUGUACAAGAGCAUGGUAAGAGGAAGAACAAUGGGAAGAAGACUCAAGGAUCAGAAGGAGAAAAAGAAACAAGAAACCAGAACUCGCAACGCUGAGAUUCACGCCGCAGUCUCUGUCGCGGGAGUAGCUGCUGCCGUAGCCGCGAACGCUGCAUCUAACGCGGUUGCAGCCGCAGAACAUACGGUUGAAUCAACAGCAGUGGCUGCUGCGGUCGCGUCUGCAGCCGCUCUCAUUGCUUCACACUGCAUCGAAAUGGCGGGAGAGAUUGGAGCGGGUUAUAACCAGAUAGAAACAGCUGUUAGCUCUGCGACCAACGCUAGGACUAACGGAGACGUCAUGGCUUUAACGGCUAGUGCUGCAACAGCGUUACGAGGAGCUGCGAUUCUAAGAGCAAGAAUGGAAAGGAAUAAUGAGAACAAAGCAAUGUUAUAUGCAACAAAGGAGAACGUAGAAAGGGAAGAGAGAAAUGUAUUUGGAGCGAUGACUUUUGUCUCUAGAGGAGAAGAGCUUCUCAAACGUACCCGCAAAGGGGACCUUCAUUGGAAGCAAGUAUCUUUUAACAUCAACUCGAACUGGCAAGUGGUACUUAAAAUGAAGAGCAAACAUGUGGGUGGAACUUUCACAAAGACGAAGAAAUGCGUUGUCAAUGGAGUAUGCCGAGAUAUACCGGAAUGGGCUUACAGAGGAGGAAGAGUAGAAAAAAUGGUCGAGAGCAGAGCCUACUUUGGGGUAAAAACCGUUGAAAGGGUGAUUGAAUUCGAAUGUGUAAACAAAAAAGAGAAGCAGAUGUGGAUAGAAGGGAUUCAGCAGCUUCUUAGCUCACUAGAAACUGGUUCUAUUGUGUUCACUGGAAAACAUUAGGUGGUUUGAAUCGGAAGGACUAAACUAUGUUUGAAAAAUUACAUCAUGUGAUGAAGAUUGAACUUUUCUGUUUCGCGUGUGUUGAGGAAAGCAUGUAUCCUUGUGUCCUGUGUGAUUUGUCAAAAUCUUUUGUUUCUUGUGUAAUCAAAUAAAAUAAUUGUGAAGUGGUCUAGUGGUUUGUAUCCGGUUCAACGGUUCAAUAUUAACAUUCCGGAUCUAA